Messenger RNA from Fundulus heteroclitus (mummichog), 2932 nucleotides. RefSeq lists its product as uncharacterized. The record is from RefSeq and is a predicted model, not a curated record. Bases 15 to 1097 code for a protein of 360 amino acids. Gene Ontology annotation, molecular function: catalytic activity. The transcript is spliced from 4 exons. NCBI's taxonomy places the organism in Eukaryota, Metazoa, Chordata, Actinopteri, Cyprinodontiformes, Fundulidae.
GACUGGACAAUUCCAUGGCUGGACGUACCAAAAGAAUGCGUGGUAAACCAGACGACUUGGUCUACAUUGAGAGAUUCGAGGAACAAAGCAGCGUAAGAGGAGUGAUACGACGGCAGUUUCCACUUAAAUUGGCCUUUGGGUGUACAGCACACAAAGUACAGGGGAUGACCAUGCAGUCGGCAGUUGUUUCUUUAAAACGUAUGUUUGCACCUGGUAUGGCAUAUGUGGGAUUAAGUCGUACAACUUCUUUGGAAGGGCUUAAAAUCAUCGAUUUUGAUGAGAAAAAGAUCUACGCUGAUGAAAGAAUUACAGCAGCCAUGGAUACGAUGAGGCAAGCAUCGUUCUCCAACACCAGCCCCCUCCUGCAUUUCCCAUCAAGUCCUCUGUGCACUACAUUGAAAAUCAUCCACCACAACGUUGAAGGUCUUGUAUGUCACUAUGACGACAUGAAGCACCAUCAUGAACUGGGAUUGGCCGAUAUUCUCUGUCUUACGGAAAGUCAUUUGUUUGGAUCUUCUUAUCCAGCUUCUUUGCAAAUGGAGGGUUAUUGUUUGUUUGCACGCAACAGACACGUCUCCUACUCUAGCAGAGCCGACAUUGCUACCAAGGAAGGGGGGGGAGUAGCAACUUACUGCAAGAGCAUUCUCCAACCUGAGGAACGCAGAUACUUUCACAAUGUUACAGAUCUUGAGUACAAUGUCAUUAGAUUGGACGCUCCGAUAUCAGUCCUUGUUGCCACGGUUUACAGGCCACCCAGUUAUGAUCUUGCCAGCUUCUUGAAAAACAUUCAGAACUUCUUGGAUGGUCUUUAUUCUAUUGAUAUUCAGCCCGUUGUUGUAUUGGGAGACUUCAAUGAGGAUCUUCUCUCUCCAGGAAAAAAAGCAAUCAAGGACUUGUUUGAAAGCAAAGGAUUCACUCAGCUUAUCUCAUCUCCAACAACAAAAAAGCGCACCCUGAUUGAUCACAUUUACAUAUCUCGCCCAGAAUAUUGUGUCCAGUCAGGUGUGUUGCAGACAUAUUACAGUUACCACAACCCGGUAUACUGUAUUUUGUCUUCUUUCUCAGCUGCUGCCUCUCCUUCACUUUUUGACAUGUAACAUGCGAUUGGGCAGGACUGUGUUGCUUUGUUCUUGAUUUAAUAGUCGCCAAUCGCAUAGCACAGCUGACUGUUACAACCCUCUUAAUAAUUUCUGAGUCUAACCAUGAUCCUACACUUUCUGCAAAGAAAUGACUGCUCUGAAUAUGUUUUAUGGCACAAUUUGUUUUUCUUUCUUACCAGUGCUCCCAUUAGACUUUCCUUUGGUGGUGGUGGUUGUUAUUGAUCAUGAGCCACUACUUGUACAGAGCUAUGCAGAGCACCGUGUUCCAGAAUGGCCAUUUUUGGCUACAUUUUAAAUCUGGGAAUGCGUAAUUAUUUUAUUUUUAGUUGCCACCCUGUGCAUGCUUCAUUCUCUUCCCCUGUCUCUGCUUUCCACGCUGUGCAUGCUUCAGCCUCUUGUUGCUAUCUCUGCUACCGCCCUGUGCCUGCUUGGAAAUGAUGUUGCACCUGAAGUUUACAGCUUUGUAUGUCAGGUUUUGAGUGGCAUUAACCCCUUUUUUCCCCAAGUUUUUCUCUGUUUUGCAGGUUAUGCAAUGUGACACACAUAAGUUUGUGCUUGAAGAACGUCAAAAUUAACCUGGUAGACCUGGAAGGCAACCCACCAUUAGCAGCAAGGUGAUAUUAAGUACUGAGGUGUGUCAGGAGGACGUCUGUCUCAAUAUUCAAUGCUUUGAUGUAGAAUUUGCACUGAACUGAGUAUUGCCGUGGACUGAAGGAGUAACCAGAUAGCCCUGUGAUUGGUCAUAGUCUUCAGUUGGACUUGUCAACCCACGCUGUAGACAAGAAGCAGUUUGGAAGGAAGACGCCAGAGAACUGAUUUUUUUUUUUUUCUUUUCUUUUUCACUUUGCAACAAAGGAGCAGUUGCCACGUGCUCAAAAUGUCCUGACAGCUUUUUCCCGUACUAACAUACAGACUCUUUUUAUUUCAUGAAUGUUUUUGAUUUUUCUCUUUUCCACUGACUUCCAUUGUCAUGUUGGAUUUUAUGUUAUACUGUGAUGUUGCAUUAAGUUGAUUGUUAUAGUUUUAUGAUUAAGAAUGGAAACUCUCUACUACAGACACACACCAAGAUCUACAGUUCUCGCAAUCUUUUUGCUUUAUGUAGACAACCAGGUUCUGAUGAGUAUCACAGAACCAUAAAUUACUCAGUAAUGCUAAUUUUUAGAUUCAAUACAGGGUGUCUUCUCGCUCAGAUUGGCCCACAGCGGGAUUCCCCUUGACUUGGCUGCAUCAGUUUUUUUUACCAUUUCUUAGACGAGGUGGUGUUUUUCUGGUAGAGGCCCAGCCUGCCCUGUGAUGCCCCCUACUGGUACUCUUGAAUUUGUAAGGUUUAAGAGUGAUGCAUGUCUGUCCAUGGGGAUGGAGAGUGGAGGACCAGGUAGGAGGUUUCUUGGGGUGGAUGUACAGUAAACAGAUUUGACCUUGGUUACUGAACAGUAUUAGCUUACCUAGUUUAAUGUAAAUUUAAAAUAAUGUGUGCAUAGGAACCUAAAACAGGCCUAGCUCAAAUAGUUGAACCCUAAAUUGUAGAUAAAAUGCUUGGACUGUGGUCUGUUGACUGCGUUUAACCUUUUGUAUUUUUUUUAAUCCAGAUUGGCCAUUUGGUUAUAGGAGAACAUUCCACAGCUGCCUUCAUGCAGGACACAGAAAAUAAUAACGUGUGUCAUUGGCAUUUCUUACAGACAAUGCCCAUUACACAUGAUAUAUAUAUUUUAGUUCACUUUGUUUGAUUUCUCAUUGUCCUAGAGCAUGUUAUAGUUGUAAUUUUAACAAUUAUUGCCUGUUUAAAGUUUGUUCUGUUUUUUUAGUUAAUAAAUAUGUUUAUUGUCAGCAUA